Nipponia nippon (crested ibis) is the source of this 3840-nucleotide messenger RNA. NCBI's taxonomy places the organism in Eukaryota, Metazoa, Chordata, Aves, Pelecaniformes, Threskiornithidae. The record is from RefSeq and is a predicted model, not a curated record.
AUGGGUUACCUGAAGCUGCUCGUGAUGGAGGAUUUCAAGUCGUGGCGUGGGCAUCAGGUCAUCGGCCCCUUCAUGAGGUUCAACUGCAUCAUCGGGCCCAAUGGAUCAGGAAAAUCUAACAUAAUGGAUGCUGUUAGUUUUGUGAUGUGUGAAAAGAUAUCUAAUUUGCGAGUUAAAAGUGUUCGAGAACUUAUUCAUGGAGCACAUGUUGGAAAACCAGUUUCUUCUACAGCUAGCGUGAAGAUAAUAUAUUGUGAAGAAGAUGGGGAAGAAAAAACAUUUUCAAGAGUUAUCCGUGGCUGUUGCUCUGAAUUUUUUUUCAAUGAUAAAUCUGUCAGCCGAUCUACUUACGUAGCUGAGCUUGAAAAAGUAGGCAUACUUGUCAAAGCUAGGAAUUGUCUUAUUUUUCAGGGAACAGUAGAAUCAAUUGCAAUGAAGAAGCCUAAGGAGAGAACUCAACUUUUUGAACGAAUCAGUAAUUCAUGGGAAUACGCUGAAGACUAUGAACGAAAAAAGAAGAAAAUGCAGCAAGCAGAAGAGGAUGCACAGUUUAAUUAUAACAAGAAGAAAAGCGUUGCAGCAGAACGCAAACAAGCAAAGAUAGAGAAAGAGGAGGCAGAGCAUUACCAGAUGCUUCUCAAGGAACUGGAUGAAGAAAGGAUACAACUGCAGCUUUUCCGGCUUUAUCACAAUGAAAAAAACAUUGACUUUCUGAAAAAAAGUUUAGAUGAAAAGAAUAUGGAGGCCAGUAUCAAGAAAGAGACUCUUUCUACAGCAGAAGUUGCAUUUAGAGACAAGAAAAAAGUGCUUGGUGUACUAAACAGAGACCAACAGCACAUGGAAAGAGAAAUGAAGACUCUGGAAGCAUCACUGAUUCAGCAGAAACCCCUCUAUAUAAAAGCAAAGGAAAACACUUCCUACCAAAUCAAGAAAGUAGAAAUGUCUAAAAGAUCUCUAAGGGACAAGGAGAAAUCCUGUGAUAAGGAAAAGCAGAGCAUAAAAGAACUAGAAAGAGAAUUGAAUGAUAUUGAGAAGGCCUGGAGAGCGUUUGAAAAGAAAACUGAAGAGGAGAUACUGCAGAGAGCAGCACGUAUUGAGCUGGAAGAAAGUCAGUUGGAGCGCUAUAAAGAGCUAAAGGAAAUAGCAAGAAAGAAAGUGGCUACACUAACCCAGCAGCUAGAAAAACUUCGUUGGGAGGAAAAAGCAGAUCAAGAAAGGCUGAAUCUUAAUCGGAGGAAGAAAAAAGAAGUUGAGGAAAACAUAAAACAGAUUGUGGAACAGAUAGAAGAGCAUAAAAAAAGAAUAGAGAAGUUGGAAGAAUAUGCCAAGAUAUGCACUGAAUCGUUAACAGAGAAAAAACAGCAAGUGGAAGCGCUAACUAAGGAAAUUGAAAGUUCAACGAUACGAAUGGCUGAAGUGAAUGAAGAAUUGAACAAAAUAGUUGGUGAACUGCAGAAUGCCAAAAUUGAUUACCAUGAAGGAAGGCGUCAGCAAAUGAAAGCAGAGAUCCUGGAAAGUCUCAAAAGACUAUAUCCGGAUUCUGUGUUUGGAAGACUGCUCGACCUGUGUCAUCCUAUUCAUAAAAAAUACCAGCUUGCUGUUACCAAAGUAUUCAGCAAAUACAUGACUGCUAUAGUUGUUGCCACUGAAAAAACAGCAAGAGAUUGCAUUCGGUUCCUAAAACAAGAACGAGCUGAACCUGAAACUUUUCUUGCUUUGGAUUACCUUGAUGUUAAACCAAUCAACGAAAAGUUAAGAGAGAUAAAAGGAGCUAAAAUGAUGGUGGAUAUUGUACAAACUCCAUUUGCUCCACUGAAAAAAGUGAUUCAGUUUGUGAGUGGGAAUGGCUUGGUCUGUGAAACAGUUAAAGAAGCAAAACAAAUAGCAUUUGAUGGACCAGUGAGGUUGAAAACAGUGGCUCUUGAUGGAACUUUAUUUUUGAAAUCUGGAGUGAUUUCUGGAGGAUCAAGUGAUUUAAGAUUUAAAGCUAGAUGUUGGGAUGAUAAAGAAAUGAAUAAAAUGAAAGAAAGAAGAGAUAGCUUGAUUAAUGAGUUAAAGGCUUUAAUGAAGGUCAAACGUAAGGAGACUGACUUGAAGCAGUUGCAUGCUCAGUGCCACGGAAUUCAGACACGACUUAAAUAUUCACAGAGUGAAUUAGAGCUUAUUAAAAAGAAACAUCUCGCUAAUCUCUACACGGAAAAAUCAAAACUGGAAAGUGAACUGGUAAAUAUUGAGUCUCAGCAUGAUAUGCUGAAUGAAGGAGUAGCACAAAGAAAAGAAAAAAUAGAAGAAUUUCAGAAAAAAAUUAAUGAGGAUUAUAAGUUACUCCAGCAAUCUUCCUACAUUCUCUACCUUUCGUACCAAGAUGCUGUUUUCAAGGAAUUCUGUGAAGAAAUUGGUAUAGAAAAUAUUCGUGUGUAUGAACAAGAACAUGUGAGACAACAAGAGGAGAUUGAUAAGAGAAGACUGGAGUUUGAAAAUCAGAAGACAAGACUAAACAUUCAGCUAGAAUAUAAUCGUGAUCAUCUACAAAAAUUAACAAAUGCAGUCAGCAAGUUGAGGGAGACCAUUCAUAAAGAUGAAGCUGAGAUUACUGGGCUACAGAAGGAGGAGGAAAAGCUUCUAAAAAACGUGAAUGAAAUUGUGGAGGAGCAGCAACAUCUUAAGGAUAGAUUAAGUGCUCAUAAAUCUGAGGUUAUAAAAACCCAAAAUGAAGUUGAAGAGUUUAGAAAGACGUUGUUAACUCUUAAUAGGGAAGCUACAAAAUUACAAAAGGAAGCUACAGCGAUAGAAACCUCUCUGGAAGAGAAAAGAUUAAGACGACAUAAUAUGCUUCUCGAAUGCAAGGUGCAAGACUUGAAAAUAAAGCUCCUGUCUGGAUCACUGGAUGACAUCAGUGAAGUAGAGCUAGGAACUGAAACAGAAGGCACUCAGACUACAUCAGGUAUCUAUGAAAGGGAAGAGGCAAUUCAGAUAGACUACAGCAGCCUAGCAGAAGACCUGAAGGACUUAGAGUCUGAUAAAGAUGUAGAGGAUCAUCUGAGCCAGAUGCAGCAGGAAAUAAAAUCUAAAGAGAGUACUUUAAUGAAGACAGCUGCUCCAAACCUGAGAGCAGUAGAGAAAUUACAGAUAGCUCGAGACAAGUUCCAAGAAUCAACAGAUGCUUUUGAGACCAGCAGAAAGGAGGCCAGAACAUGCAAGCAAGAAUUUGAACAGGUGAAAAAAAGGAGAUACGAGCUUUUUAGCCGGUGCUUUGAGCAUGCCUCCAUAGCUAUUGAUCAGAUCUACAAGAAACUUUGCAGAAACAGUAGUGCUCAGGCAUUCCUUAGUCCUGAAAAUCCUGAGGAGCCUUAUCUGGAAGGCAUUGGCUUUAACUGCGUGGCUCCGGGAAAACGCUUUAUGCCAAUGGACUGUUUGUCAGGAGGUGAAAAAUCUGUGGCAGCUCUGGCUCUUGUGUUCGCUAUACACAGUUUUCGGCCAGCACCUUUUUUUAUUUUAGAUGAGAUAGAUGCUGCCCUGGAUAACACAAACAUUGAUAAAGUAUCAAGUUUCAUUAGAGAACAGGCACAUGAACAGUUUCAAAUGAUAGUUAUUUCUCUAAAGGAAGAGUUUUAUUCCAAAGCAGACGCAUUGAUUGGAGUGUGUCCAGAGCGUGAUGACUUUAUGUUCAGUCGAGUACUGACUUUGGAUCUUACGGAGUAUCCAGACAUGGAGGACCAGGAAAGAACAGAGCAGCACAAACGCAGUUCUGUUUCAGAAUAAAGUAUGGAUGAUUUCAGGGCCAGGUGACAACAGCAAGAACUGCAUUUACAGCUGACUGUUCAAAAGUUUGAAUGUGGC